This is a messenger RNA of Anopheles coustani, 6124 nucleotides long. RefSeq names its product dual specificity protein kinase splA-like. The coding region runs from base 1137 to 4511 and encodes 1124 amino acids. Gene Ontology annotation, biological process: establishment of epithelial cell polarity. The record is from RefSeq and is a predicted model, not a curated record. The transcript has 2 exons. NCBI's taxonomy places the organism in Eukaryota, Metazoa, Arthropoda, Insecta, Diptera, Culicidae.
UUCGUUUAUUGGUGGACUUUUUGUUUAGUUCGAUGUGCCCGUAUUAGAAAUUAUGUUUGAGGACCGUUUCGGACGCGCUAACAACAUGUAAUUGGUGAAGUAAGCCGCCCAAUGCAGAAGUUUUCACAAUGAAUGUUCAUUAGCUGUUGGAACAUCGUGUCUUCUUUCUGUCAAGCAUCGGGGGGAGAGUAGUUAAAGUGCUGACCCUCAUCGCUUGAAGGAGCUGUUGGCUCAUAAAAGUGUUAAUAACUCCUCGUAAUGCGAAGAAAGCGCUGUGGAACGGGAAAUUUGCGGAUGCAGAUACGUUUUCGUGCAUAAUUCUGCCUCGGAUGCAUCGCGCUCGUGUCCACAUCAUCCUCACCAUUAUCAGCUAGUUUGUGUGUUUUUAUGUGGUGUAUGCUACUACUAUACAGUUCAUAUUGAUACACUUGAUGCUUACUUUUCGCAACAAGGGCGCGCAGAUUACGAAGUGAAACAAACAACAAGAAAAUAAGCCUCAUCCCAUCGAACCUGAGCACUGCGCGCACGAAUAACACCAACAAGAGCAGCAUCGAAUUGCAACGGUUCAAAGCACCGCUGGCUACGAUCAUAAUGUCGAAAACAUGUGUGAAGUGAAGAUGCACCGUGUCGCGAUCAUUGUAUUGAUGCAGUUCCAGUAUGUGGGUUAUCGAUGCACGAAAGCAACAGGCCCAUGCCAAACCCAGAUGGUGGGAAUUUACCAAUGAAAGAUGUAUGAUUCAACCAUGUUGUGCUGCUUCUGCUGCUGCUGUAGGACCGAGUCUGCCGUGCUGAACACCAUGCAUUGGUGGUGACGGUGAUGAAUCGGAUGCGCCAAUGGAUGAAUCACGAUCUCGGAGCCGCAAAACAACGAACAUACUAAUAAGCGAAGGCUUUCUUAGCGUUGCUUUCUUCAUACUGUAGAAGACAAACGCGAUAAGACACAAGGCAAAGGUGUGCACACAGAGAUUAUUCUGCAAUACUUGUGCGGGAAAUACAACGGCACUAGUAUCAAAACGAAGAAAAAAAAAGAAGAAACUGCGGCUCAGAUUACGCGCAGCCCAGUUUAAAUUUCGUCGCCCCGUGCGAAACAGUUCGCUUCGGUGGUGAUAAGGUGCGGUCGGCUGUGGUGAACAAUAAUGGGCGAUGCGAAAGUGAAACAACAGCCCUUUUACGGCGCACAAUCGCAUCAUCACCAUCACCACCAUCAUCUGCACGAUCCAUCUGCUUCCGGAACGGUCUUAAAGAGUACGGGUGGUACAGCAUCGACAGCUCCAACCAUGACGACGAUGGCGGUGUUGGAUUCAAAGCACGCCAACAGUGCCCUCAUGGGCGGUGGAAGCCCGCAGCAAUCGACCGGCAAGGAGUCAACAAUGGCGGCUACCAAUGCGGCAGGAAAAGACAAAAGUCCCGCUAGCUUAAAAUACGAGCAGCUUAAACUGCGCAAACAGGAACUAGAGAAGCGGCUGAAUGAAAAGUAUAGUCAACUACAGCAGAUCAAGCGCGAGGAAGCGCAGCUCAUUGGAAUGUACCCGAGCGAUUUCAGCUGCGGAAUCGGACCAGCCGGUUCGGGCGAGAACGGUACAGGUGCAAAUGGUGGAACGAAUGGCAACGGGACGGCACCGACAUUGCGAAGAAAGAUUGGUACCAGCUUCAAGCUGCCGGAAAACCUGCUAAACAACAAAGAGGAUGAUAUCAACAAGCUGUUGCUAGAAAAGCAGAUACAGCAGCAAAUUUCCGAAGCAUCCCUACGGCUUGCGAACGAUAGUAGCCAGCCGAAAUCCGUCCGUCGCACACAUAAACAAAACUAUGAAAUGGCCCAGCAAAAGUUGCUGGCAAUAAAUCAAAACUUAAGUGUGCUCAAAAAACGACAACAGCAAAAAGAACAACAGCAACAACAGCAGCAGCAGCAACAACAGCAGCAACAACAACUGCAACAACAAUCGCCGGAACAUAAACCAACGGCCAGGGAUGACAUUGAUCUCCAUAAAACGGCCCAGGUAAAUCGGUUCCGAUCGAACAGCAACAGCAGCAGUAUGCUUAUGCAUUUAUCCGAGCGACGAAACUCGGUGAAAUCAAACACCUCCUCUAACGCAUCUGGGAGUAUCGCCGGCCAUCAUCAUCUGUAUCAGCAUCAGCAGCAUAUGUUACAGGUACAGAUCCCCGCUGGACACUACCAUGUACAGCAUCAGCAGCAGAACCCGCAGAUAUCCCCGUACUCGAUACACAGUGGAAUCAUUCCGUCCGGUUCGCAAAGCAUGACCCAGGCUGCAUCGGCUGCCAUGAUUUCACAACUGAGCAUGCUGCGACACCGCGCACGAACCGACAGUUUCCCCGGCAUUGCCACAAACUAUGACACCACAUCAACGACUGGUUCGGCUGGUGGAGAGCAGAGUUUGAAAAUGUCACCAUUAAGCGGAAGCGGAAGCAUCACCAGUGGAGGCAACAUCAGUCAUCAGCAGCUCCAGCAUCAUCACCAUCACCAUCAGAUGGGGCCGGGCCCUGCGCGGAUGAAUCGAUUGGUGCAGCAGCAGAUCGGAGUGAAUUACAGUCCUCCACCGCCUCCAUCGGCCGGCGCAACGAUGGGUAACAUGCCAGGAUACGUUCUCUCGCCGACCAACACACCCGGUAACGGAGCGCAAGCAUUUGUUUACGACGCCAAAGUGAUAUCGAGACUCCAGGCCAAUGCUGGUGGCAUGGCAGGAAAUACUAACAUUCUUCAUUCGCCUCAAGGAACAGCAACGGGCUCUUCGUCAUCGUAUCUGGUGAACGAUCAAAACUAUUGUCCCAACGUAAUGGUAUCGGCCACACCAACAGGUUCUGGUGCCGGCUUUGAGCACGGAUCGCACGAAACGCUGACAGUGCCAUCCAGUGGUGGCUUGGGAGGCUACUGGAUGACGUUGGAGAGCGGUGAAAAGGUCUGGUGUUCCGUUGACAGCCGUCAGUUUUCCAGCCUCGACCGAAAGCAGCAAGGUGUGCAUGGGGGAAGCAUGAAGCUGUCCAGAACGAGCACGAAGCUGAGCGAUCGGGUGAAGCCAUCGGGCCAGUUUACCGUGGGGACGGCCGUAAAAUCGUCUUCGUUGGGCAACUUUCAGGAAGCGAUCGGAAAAUCUUCCUCGUUAGAUGACAACGAGAUGAUCUCCGUACAGCCAGAUGCGAUCUCCGUCACCUCCGGUUCGAGUGAGCACAAGAAGAGGGAGAAAGUGUGGCGUGAAACGUCACUCGAUAGCCCGGUGGUAAAACAUAAGACGCUUCCACCGGUUCCACCUUCACACGUGGGGCAAAUGUCACCUUCGUCAACGGGAAGUGGACACUUUCCACAGUCUCCUCCGUACAUGCAGCCGGCACUGUUAGGCACUCAUUCCUCCACUGCUCCCUUGCACAUCAAUACGAACGUUCAGGGUUAUGGUGGGCCUUGCUCACCGCUACUCUUAUCCCCACAGCAGAUGCGUUACUAUCAGCAGCGACAGCAGCAACUCUUAGAGCAACAGCGGGCACGUAUUAAACAUCAGCAGCUCCAACAGCAGCACCAUCAGCAACAUAUGCAGCAGCAACAACAGCGGCUAAUGUUGGAAGAACAGCAGCAACAUAUGAACAGUUCAUCUUUGAGACAAAGAGAAGUGACCUCAGGAGGCAGUCUGCAAUCUGGCUUAACUACGGUAGCUGCGGAAGCUUACAAUCCUUAUCAUUAUCAGCAGCAGCAACAGCAGCAACAGUUGCAACCGGUUCCCCCUCCAUAUCAUUCUCGUCAUCAACACCCGCCUCCGCCUCCGUUACCACCACCGAAUCAGCAUCAUUACCAUCAUUCCCACCAGCAACAGCUACAGAGUCGACUAGAAAAUUCACCGCCAGCACCUCCGCAACACCUCGAUCUCUUGCCGCAAUCGUACGCCCAACAAUCGUUUCCCGACCGAAGCAUCCCGCCGCAUCUUUCACCUUCCUCGUCGCAUCAUCGUAUGGGACCGGCAGCUCAGGACGGCGGCGGUUACUAUCCUCAUCGGGGGCAACUGUCCUCACGGCACCCGGAUCUGGUCAUCUCGCCGACGCUCUCCCAGUCGUCCUCGCACACACUCACCUCGGCGACGGCCGUAGUGCAGGCACUUCCGGUCGUUGGAGGAGGGCUGGAGGAGAACGGUACGAUCUCACCGACGCCCUCGAUGGCCGCGGGUGUUGGCGGCGGACAAGUGCCGUCGGACAUUCAGCUGGAAUCGCCGAAAAAUAUGACCGUCGUGCAGCAGGGUAAAAUUAUGCCCUACAAGGAGGUAACGAAACCGUUCGAGAUGUCCGACUUCUACAAAUACUCCACCAAGUAUCGACAAAAGCAACAGCAGCAACAGCAGCAGCAGCAACAACAGCAAGAACACCAAGAGGCAGGAGGCUACAGCCCGAAGGAAAAUGAUCUGGAAACGAACGGAUCCAACUCCGGGAGCGCGGGUGGUGAUGGCAUACAUAAAGGUAUCUAUCAGCCACCGAAUCGGUCCAUUUGCCAACCGAUAGCUAACAACUACAACUAGGCAGACACACAGAGUCUUGAGAUGUAGGAGGGGUAGAAAGAAAGGCAUCCACAAACGUAAGUCAAAGAUUUCAAUGUUAUAUCGUGCGAAGUUUGUCUUUUUAUUUUCAUCUUCAUCAAUCGAUCGAUAGCGUUUGUUUGUUCCUUAUUCCGCUCUCUGAUCAAUCGCUCGAAGAUUGAUCGUGUAGCUGAAGGGUGUGUUGCAAAUGGGUAAGGGACAGGCGUUGAUUAAGCUAGAAACUGUUGUACCUGUUGCGUGAAAUCGUUUCCUCACUUGAUGGAAUUUUGUUUUAUUGAUAACGGAAGGCAUAAGAUAAGGAGUUUGUUUGUUUGAUUGUAGUUAAAAUCUAUCGCUUUCGCCGCAAUACCUGUCUGGCCAUGUUUUUUUUUAUCGCAAACGGUUCACACACAUACAAAUUUUUGAUAAGUUUUAUGCGAUUCUUUCUCUUUCCCAGGCAUGGGUUUGGGUUUACAAUCAAUGUUCUAUCGUCUCCUCUAGCCUUGCGAUAGAUGCAAGCCAAUGUAGGAUGAAUUAAAGAAUAAUAAAUUUCGAAGAGAACUGUUCAAGAACGUAUCGACCCUAGUGCUUCACAACGGAUCAAUUUAUGGUAGCAGAAAAGAAAUGGUUAUUUUUUUCUUUUUACGUUUUUUCUGUGUACUACAAAAAACAAUCCCAGCAUGUUCAUUGCACAACCCUUUCUUGAUGUUCAUAUAUUAGCCACAAUGUGGCCAGGAUAGGACACACAAAGCUACGUCCGAACAGAACUGAUUACUCAGUUAACGCGCAUCAUCAGGCUAAAAUAUAAGAAAAAUGGUGGAUACAGUGUAGACUCUAGUACAUACCAAAUGGAGGGAACGAACAAAAUGAUAAAUUGAAAAAACAUCCAAUCCAACAACUAACCCCAAUAGGGGAAAUAACAACAAAAAAAUGUCUGGUUUGUCGUUAGCUUAAUUUUGUUGAAUACCAUUCCUCACACAAUGGCGUAUCCUCGAACACAAGACUUAUGAGUGAAGCAUUUCUACCGUAACCAUAGUUUAUCAACUUUCAUUGAUGAAUGAGAAUCGUCGACGCUAUUGAAAAGAUAUUGAACCAAUAUGAUGGUUAGAAUGAUACUUAUUUUAUAAACAUGUUUGGAAUUGUCAUUUAGUAAGCUUAAUCAAUAAAACAGCGCAUAGCUUACGGUCUAUGAUAGUAAAAGGUUUACGGGCAAAUAGGCUGAUUUAUUAAAGUAAUUCUGAAAGCUUAGAUUCUACAUUUUACCGAUUUAUGUUUGUAUUGUUUAAGUAGAGUACGAAAAAUCAUUAAUUUGUCAUAUAAGCUGUAAAAAAGGAAACACAUCAUCUGCAUCAUAUUUACCUUCCGACUGAAGAUACUCGUGUACCACGUGUAGCAUAGUGGCUACAUUGCCCUUGUUAAAAUGUUUAAAAAAUUGAAAAAGGACUCUAUUGUACCUUAGCCUUAUAGUUUGUACCAAUAAAAGUGCAUGUUAAGUCUUAGACAAUAAGUUGGGGUGAUAAAACGUAUAACCGGCAAUCGACAAGUUGAUACAUAUUUUUCGACAUGUUAGUUAUUGUAUGUGAAAAAUGCAGGAUUGUUUGCAAAUAUACAAAAAA